AUGCCACAGGCCAAGAACGGCAGUGGUGGUGACGCUGCAGCACAGCUACAGACCCAUAAAGGUGACGACAAUAGUACAUCAUCGGGGCCACAAGACAGCUCGCCAGAUGCCAUGAAAAUAGCACCCUACAACGACGAUCCCGAUCUUCCCUUGUACACUAUUGAUCAGGCGCCGAAACAUCUUUCCGAUAACAUAUACAUUUUAACGGGAUACCGUGUGGGAUACACUGCACGAAUGUGUGCGCGCAGUAUUCUGGCCCUUCAUAACGAAACAUUCAACAUUUGGACCCAUCUUAUUGGUUUUGUGGUAUUCCUUUUUGUAAUUGGUUGGUUCUUUGUGCUUGUUCUUAUUCCCUCGUCGCACCAACAACAAAAUGAAGACGCACUCGUUGCUUCCCACACUGAAUCAAAAGGAGUGACGCUCUUUCUCUUUGCAGCCUAUUCUUUUGGUUGCCUGAUGUGCAUGCUGUGCAGUUCGCUUUUUCACACAUUGUUGUCGCACAAAAGCGCGACUGUAUAUUCCUGGGUGCAUGCGUUAGACUAUUUUGGUAUCACGUUUCUUGUGGUUGGGUCGUUUCUUCCCUUCUGCUACUUUUCUUUCGCGUGUGAACCGCUUUGGCGCUGGGCGUAUUUGAGCAUGAUUUCUUCUUUGGGCGCUAUUGGCUUGUUGGGCCCCUUUUUCAGACAGUGGACGCAGCAGCAGUAUGCAAACUCCAGAACCUUGUUCUAUGUCUGCAUGGUGAGCAGUGGGCUGUUUCCCAUCACCCAUAUCUAUUUUUUGCUCCCUGGAACCAUUUCAUCCUCGUUUGUGAAGGGGUUACUUUUGAUGAUGACCUUGUACGGAGUGGGAGUUUUUGUGUACGCCUUUCGGAUCCCCGAGUUCUUUUUCCCUGGAAAGUUUGAUUUGUAUCUCUCAAGUCACCAGAUAUGGCACGUCCUUGUUUUGGCGGCGGCGUUCGUACACUUCUUUAACAGUGCCUCCAUGUACGUCAACUUUCGGCGAAUGGAACUGAGCUGCUAG
Molecule: messenger RNA, 1020 nt
Organism: Trypanosoma rangeli
Lineage: Eukaryota; Euglenozoa; Kinetoplastea; Trypanosomatida; Trypanosomatidae
Product: adiponectin receptor protein 1
Exons: 1
Coding region: 1-1020 (339 amino acids)
Cellular component (GO): membrane
Molecular function (GO): signaling receptor activity
Source: RefSeq, a predicted model, not a curated record